AUGAUAGCAUUCCAACUGACCAGCAAUGACACGUCUCGUGUGGGUCAUCCUACUGAUGAGCAGAACAGUUCUACCAUGGACAGCGUUCCUGAUGGUGUAAUUAUCGACGCUGACGUGGAGUUUGGAGACAAUGAACCAUAUCAAUCCAAAAUCCCAGGAUUAGUUGAUCUCUUAAAUCCGAUAACACUGACUAUUGUGGGUAUUGCAACCUUGGUGGGAGUUGUAUGCAUCGUUGUGUUGCUGUGGCUUUGGGUUAAAAAGCUUCGCCAAAAAACGUUUAUGGAUACACCUUUCUCUAACACAGAUGAAGCAAAAACCACAAACUCGGCACCCGUCUCCAGAUCUGCAUCUCCAAAGUUGAGCAAACAGAAAUCAUGCCCCGCCUCUCUGUCAAUCAUCAGCUGCAGAAAUCACACAGUGAAGUCUGAGUGUAUUCCAGAAAUUACUGUUACAAGUGAGCACGUUCAACCUGGCAUCCCAUAUUACUCAACUGGGCCAGCGUUUUUUCUCGGCAAUGACCAAACAAACUGUAGCACAAUUAAUCAUUACCAUCUGUACAGUUUCCCAGAAGACACAGAAUUACAGAAUCAGGAAAUUCCUCUUGGUCGUCUAAAGUUCUCCGUACUGUAUGAUGUCGCCAUGGAGACGCUGCAGGUCAAUCUUAUCCGAGCUGAGCACUUGCCAGGCCGAAACAACAACAGUGACCGCCGUGACCCGUAUGUGAAGAUCUUCCUUUUGCCAGAUGACAAAACUUGCCGAGUGUCAAAAGUCAUGAAGAAAACGCUGAAUCCUGUAUUUAAUGAAUCUCACACGUUCCAGGUAAGAGCUGAAGACAUCCAGAAGCGUGUCUUACGACUGUCUGUCUACGAUAUUGACAAACGCCGAGUCAGGCACUCCCUGGGUCAUGUGGUCGUCGGCCUGAAACAUCUGGAUCUUACAGGAGCUGACGUUAUACAGGCCCAGCUGGAGCCCACGAUCAGGACAGCUACCUCCAAUGGAGAGCUCCAGAUCAGCCUACUUCAUAUACCUUCUUACGAAAAGAUGAUUGUCACCAUUCACAAUGCCAGAAAUCUGCACCGUCUUGAAAAUUACCCUGGAAUGGGAGCCUAUAUACGAAUUCAUUUGUUUUAUGGCAACAAGUGUCACAGAAUAAAACAGACAGCUGUCCGUCAAGGUGGUGCAGAAAUAAUCUUCAAUGAAACCUUGACAUUCACAUUGAGUGGAAAAUUACUGGAAACAUGCAACUUGAGAAUCUCAUUCAUGCUGACAUCAUCCACCGUCUCUAUGGCCAAUGAAAUUGAAUAUAGCAGAGUGAUUCUGGGGCCUUUCAUGUUUGCGCGUGGCACUGAACUGGCUCAUUGGCAGGAGAUGUUGGCUAAUCCUGAGGUAGCAAGUACCAGAUGGCACAACUUGACUUGUUUAACCUCAUGA
Molecule: messenger RNA, 1431 nt
Organism: Candidula unifasciata
Lineage: Eukaryota; Metazoa; Mollusca; Gastropoda; Stylommatophora; Geomitridae
Source: the annotation of a GenBank genome assembly